This is a messenger RNA of Eriocheir sinensis (Chinese mitten crab), 6799 nucleotides long. RefSeq names its product serine/threonine-protein kinase H1 homolog. Gene Ontology annotation, biological process: protein phosphorylation. Gene Ontology annotation, molecular function: ATP binding; protein kinase activity. The record is from RefSeq and is a predicted model, not a curated record. The transcript is spliced from 4 exons. The coding region runs from base 220 to 1407 and encodes 395 amino acids. NCBI's taxonomy places the organism in Eukaryota, Metazoa, Arthropoda, Malacostraca, Decapoda, Varunidae.
UGCGUGAAAAUAAGGACAUAAUGGUGCUUUUGACAGAUGUAAGCUCCCCCGUUUCCCCCCAGUGCCCCCCAGUGCCAAGGCGGGGUAGCGGGGCGGGGCGGGGGCAGCGGGGCGGGGCAUGAGUCAGUCUAGCUCGGUCAGUCACGCGGGGAGGACGUGCAAUCAGUGCUCGCGCGGCCCCGAGGAACCCCGCAUAAUGCCGCCCGUUCUCCUGUCGUGAUGGGGUGCAUAGAGAGCAAGAAGACCAUCGAGGCCAUAACGGAGGGCGACAUUAAGUUCGUGUGCAGCCUGGACGUGUUUAAUGCGGAAAAACAGGACUUCGAAGGGCGGGGAGGAGGAGGCGGGGGAGGGGGAGGGGGAGGCUCGGGCGAUGACGCAACCACGAGCACGACGAAGAAAUCAAAGUUAAAAAUCAAGUACGACCCUCGCGUGACGGCCAAGUACGAGCUCAAAGGGACCAUGGGGAAAGGAAGCUUCACCUCCGUCGUCUGGGUUGAAAAUAGACAGACCAAGAAGCCUUACGCCAUCAAGAUAUACGAUUCGAACGAGGGUCGUGAAGCCUUUGAAGCAGAACUGGCCGUACUCAGGCGCGUUAAAUGCCCGUAUAUCAUCAAACUCGUGGAGGUCUUUGAAAACACGGAUAAAAUGUACAUGGUGAUGGAGUUAGCCACGGGGGGGAGCCUAAUGGAGAGGAUACUAGAGAGACGAGCUUGUAGUGAGAGGGAGGCGGUCAGGGUGCUAAGGAUGAUUCUGGAGGGGGUCAAGUAUCUACACUCCCUUGGCAUCACACACCGGGACCUCAAGCCGGACAAUGUGCUCUUCUAUCACCCCGGGGCAGACUCCAGGCUCAUGAUUGUGGAUUUCGGGUUGGCGCAUGCGAGAGGGAGCGCUGACGAGACCACCAUGAACACAAUUUGCGGCACCCCUGAGUACAUAGCCCCCGAGAUGGUGCUGUGGAAGGCUUACACCAGCGCCGUGGACCUGUGGGCGGCGGGCGUGGUCACCUACAUCCUCCUCGCUGGUGACUUCCCCUUCCACAGCGAGAACAGAUCCAGGCUGUACAAGAACAUCCUCAAGGGGGCGUAUUCCAUGGAUGACGAGGUGUGGUCCAAGGUGAGUGAGCCCGGGCGGGACUUCGUGCGCCGCCUACUGGACGUCAACCCUGAGACGCGCUUGACGGCGGCGGCGGCGCUGGCACACCCCUGGAUCAAGGCUCACCGCGCCGCGCACUCACGCACGCACGCACAGCAGGAACCCAGCCCCGGUAGCGAGUCCUGGAGCGUCAAGUCGAGCAAAUCCAGCCACUCAGGGCGCUCCGGGGACUCCCUCAGGACGGGCGGGCGCAGGAAGGUGACUGCCCGGGAUCUGCACCACCUCCACCACCACCACCACCAGAGCCGCUACUAGAGUUGACAGUGCAGUGUUACCAGAACCACCACCAUCACCACCACCAUAGUAACAUUGAUAGUGAUGGAAAAAGAUAGUGAAACGCUGGUCUUGAAGGUGUAAAUUAAUGGUGAGGAUUGUUAUAUUGUGAAUGGUGAUGGAGAGAUAGUGAUGGUGGUGAUGAUAGUGAUAUUAGGGGUGGUGUUGAUGGGACAGCAGCGUUGGUGAUGAUGAGAAUAGUGAAGAUAAUGAUAUGGAUGGUGAUGAUGAAGGGACAGUAUUGGUGAUAGUGUGUGAUGGGUCAUUGUAAUCGUCGUAAUAGUGAAGAUGUACAUAGCGAAAGUGAUAGUGAAUAUGAUGUAUUUUUUCUAAGUAGUUUUUAUGUAUAGUGAAGUGUGUGUGUGUGUGUGUGUGUGUGUGUGUGUGUGUGUGUGUGUGUUCUACUGUCAGGUAUAUUUUAUUGCUCAUGUGUGUGCGUGUAUAUGUAUGUAUGUAGAUAUGUGUACUAUAUUUAUGUAAGUGUGUAUGUGUGUGUGUGCAUGUAUGUAUGUAUGUAUAGCUGUGAAUAUGUGUGUAUGUAGAUUUGCAUGUAGUUGUGUGUGUGUAUGUGUGCGUGUGUGUGUGUGUGUGUGUGUGUGUGUGUGUGUGUCCUGUCCGUUCAAAUUCUGUAAACGCACAAAAAGUUAUAAAUUCCUUGAGUUUUACAAUUUACGAGAGAGAGAGAGAGAGAGAGAGAGAGAGAGAGAGAGAGAGAGAGAGAGAGAGAGAGAGAGAGAUUAACUGACAUACAAAUUAUAAAUGGAAUCGAAAUUUGUAUGUUUUUAAGAAAAUGACUUACUUUUUUUUUUACCAUUUUUAUUUUUUUUUUUUUUUUAUUUUUUUUUUUUUUUUCAUUCCUUUUUUUUGUGUGUGUUGUAUUUUUAUCGUUUUUAUUUUUGUUUCCGUCUUCUUCUGUUCCUUUAUUUAUCCUCUUCCUUUGUUUAUUCUGUUUAUUUAUGUUUUCCUUAUCUCUAUUUUCUUCAUUCAUGUUUCUCUCUUCUCUUCUCCUUUGUUCUCUUUCCUUCUCUUCAUUAUUUAUUCCUUUCUUUAUUUACAUUUUAUUAUUUUUUUUUUUCAUUGACAAUUCCAAAGCACUUACAGAUAGUUAGGAAAGUUGUUUGCAUCUUAAUUAUUGUUUUUUGUUUGUUUUUUUGAGAUAAUUAGGCAAGGAGAAUUUACUAGGUCAUCUCAGACUUACAAAACAAUCAAAAUUAUCAUAGUUACAAAUGAGAGAUAUUUAUUUAUGUAGACCUACGAAGAAUGGAUCUAUUUUCUUAUUUGUUUAUUUAUUUUUUAUCUCAUUAUAUAUAUAUAUCUACGUCAUCCCGUACAAUACUCGUGCAAUUAUUCAACCAACAACGAUUCUGUGCUUAUACAAAAUUUCUAUAUAUCAGUCUUUGUAAAUUCCGGCUGAGAGAUUCUACAGGGUGGUCCAAAAUUCCUGCACCAUAGGGAUUACAAAUUGAUUAGAAGUCAUAUUCCCCAAUGAUGCAGCACUUUUGGGCCUCCCUGUAUUGUUGAUUAUAUUAGGGGAAUGUUUGGACUGAAUUAUUUUAUGCAUCAACAAGUUUACAUAUAUUAGUCUUGUUUUGUGAAUUCAGACUCUAUUCUUCUUUUAUUUUCUAUUGUGUUCUAUUCUAAGCUCUAUCAUUGUUUACUAGUGCAGUAUAUGGACUGACAGUUAGUUUAUGCAUCAACAAAUUUACAUAUAUUAGUCUCGUUUUGUGAAUUCAGACUCUAUUCUUUAUUUAUUUUCAAUCGUUUUCUAUUCUAUUCUUUUCUAGUUCUAUUCUAAAAACUAUUAUUUUUUACUAGUGCAAUGUUUGGACAAUUAUUUUAUUCUUCAACAAAUUUACAUAUAUUCGUCUCGUUUUGUGAAUUCAGACUUUUCUUCAUUUAUUUUCUAUUGUGUUCUAUUCUAACCUCUAUUAUUGUUUACUAGUGCAAUGUUUGGACAGUUAUUUUAUGCAUCAACAAAUUUACAUAUAUUAGUCUUGUUUUGUGAAUUCAGACUAUUGUUCUUUUAUUUUCUAUUGUGUUCUAUUCUAAACUCUUUUAUUGUUUACUUGAGCAAUGUUUGGACAGCUAUUUUAUGCAUCAACAAAUUUACAUAUAUUAGUCUUGUUUUGUAAAUUCAGACUGCCUAUUCUUCAUUUAUUUUCUAUUCUAUUCUAUUAUAUUAUAUUCUUUUCUAGUUCCAUUCUAACCUCUAUUAUUGUUUACUAGUGCAAUGUUUGGACAGUUAUUUUAUGCAUCAACAAAUUUACAUAUAUUAGUCUUGUUUUGUGAAUUCAGACUCUAUUCUUCAUUUAUUUUAUAUUCUAUGCUAUUCUAUUCUUUUCUAGUUCUAUUCUAAACUCUAUUCUUCUUUACUAGUGCAAAAUUUGGACAAUUAUUUUAUUCUUCAACAAAUUUACAUAUAUUCGUCUCGUUUUGUGAAUUCAGACUCUAUUCUUCAUUUAUUUUCUAUCGUUUUCUAUUCUAAACUCUAUUAUUGUUUACUAGUGCAAUGUUUUGACUGACCUCGGUUUUAAGUUUGGAGAAAAUUGACUUCCUUCAUUUUUAUUUAGAUCCAAAUGUAAAGAAAAUAUGUUAGACUAGUGCAAUAUUUUGACGAACAAAGACUCUAUAGCAAAAUUAUUAUAUCUUCAAUCUUUGUGUAAAUCCAGAAAGAGGAACCUAUUAUCAUUUCCAAGUGCAAUAUUAGGACUAACAUUGACUUUUUUAUGUUAAUGUUUUAGCUAAAUUCAUCACUAAGUCUUUCUGUAAAUCUAUUGUGAAAGAAAUAUCUAUCAUUGGUUACCGGUGCAAUAUUAGGACUAACAUUGACUUGACGUUUUAGCUAAAUUCAUCACUAAGUCUUUCUGUAAAUCCCGUCUGAAAGAAAUAUCUAUCAUUGGUUACCGGUACAAUAUUAGGACUAAACUAUUCUAUGAUUUAAACGACUUUCUCUCAGUCUUUGUGUAAAUCCAAAUAGAAGGCAAAACAUACUAUUAUUAAAUUAUGCAAUGGUUGGCCUUAGAUCGAUUUUCCGUUUGAGCAAAAUCUAAAUCUCCCAGUCUUUGUUAAAAUCCAUAUUGAAAGAAAAAACUCAUUAUUUCCUAGUGCAAUAUAUUAGAACCAGUUGCCAUUUUUAUGUUUGAACAAAUUAUAUCUUUCUCAAUCUUCAUGUAAAUCCAGUUUGAAAGAAAAAUAACUAUUGUUGAUAACUUGUGCAAUAUUUGAACUUACAAUUAUUCUAUGGUUGAACAAAUUCCAUGUCUCAAUCUUCAUGUAAAUCCAGAUAGAGAAAGAAAAAUAACUAUUGUUGAUAACUUGUGCAAUAUUUGAACUGACAAUUAUUCUAUGGUUGACCAAAAUUGAGACUUAAGGAAAAAAACUCAUUCUUUACUAGUGCAAUAUUAAAACCAGUCAUCAAUUUCAUGUUUGAAGAAUUUGAUCUCUCUCAGUCUUUGUGUAAAUCCAGAUAGAAUGAAAAAUAACUAUUGUCGAUGACUUGUGCAAUAUUUGAACUGACAAUUAUUCUAUGGUUGAACAAAUUCCAUGUCUCAAUCUUCAUGUAAAUCCAGUUUGAAAGAAAAAUAACUAUUGUUGAUAACUUGUGCAAUAUUUGAACUUACAAUUAUUCUAUGGUUGAACAAAUUCCAUGUCUCAAUCUUCAUGUAAAUCCAGUUUGAAAGAAAAAUAACUUGUUGAUGACUUGUGCAAUAUUUGAACCGACAAUUAUUUUAUGUUUGACCAAAAUCCCUCUCUCAGUCUUUGUGUUAAUUGAGACUUAAAGAAAAUAAACUCAUUAUUUACUAGUGCAAUAUUAGAAUCAGUUAUCAAUUUUAUGUUUGAAGAAUUUUAUCUCUCUCAGUCUUUGUGAAAAUUUAUAUUGAAAGAACAAACUGUCAUUCUUUACUAGUGCAAUAUUAGAACCAUUUAUCAAUUUUAAGUUUGAACAAAUUAUAUCUUUCUCAGUCUUUGUGUAAAUCCAUAUUGAAAAGAAAACCUUAUUAUUUACUUGAGCAAUAUUAAAAUCAGCUAUCAAUUUUAUGUUUGAAGAAUUUUAUCUCUCUCAGUCUUUGUGAAAAUUUAUAUUGAAAGAACAAACUGUCAUUCUUUACUAGUGCAAUAUUAGAAACAGUUAUCAGUUCAUGUUUGAAGAAUUAUAUCUCUCUCAGUCUUUGUGCAAAUUUAUAUUGAAAGAACAAACUGUCAUUCUUUACUAGUGCAAUAUUAUAACCAGCUAUCAAUUUUAUGUUUGAAGAAUUUAAUCUCUCAGUCUUUGUGAAAAUUUAUAUUGAAAGAACAAACUGUCAUUCUUUACUAGUGCAAUAUUAGAACCAUUUAUCAAUUUUAAGUUUGAACAAAUUAUAUCUUUCUCAGUCUUUGUGUAAAUCCAUAUUGAAAAGAAAAACUUAUUAUUUACUUGAGCAAUAUUAAAAUCAGUUCUCAAUUUUAUGUUUGAAGAAUUUUAUCUCUCUCAGUCUUUGUGUAAAUUCAUAUUGAAAAGAAAAACUCAUUAUUUACUAGUGCAAUAUUAAAAUCAGUUAUCAAUUUUAUGUUUGAAGAAUUUUAUCUGUCUUUGUGAAAAUUUAUAUUGAAAGAACAAACUGUCAUUCUUUACUAGUGCAAUAUUAGAACCAUUUAUCAAUUUUAAGUUUGAACAAAUUAUAUCUUGAAAAAAAAAUAACUAUCAUUCUUUACUAACGCAAUAUUUGGACUAACAUCGAAUUUAUAGUUCAUCAAAUUUCAUAUAUAAUUCCAGAUUCAGAGACAAAUCUAUCAUUGUUAACUAGUUCAGAAAAGUUUAUAUUCUUCCUCUGUAUUCCCUUAUACCAAACUAUAAUGAAGAGAUGGAUAUUGACAGACAGACACAAUUGGAAGGCUAAAUAAUUCUGUAUCUUUGUUAUUAUUAUUUUGCUUAUAUUAUGGACAGGAAAUUUGUAUGUUUUUUUUUUUUUUUUUUUUUUUGUGUGUGUGUGUGUGUUAGAGAGAGAGAGAGAGAGAGAGAGAGAGAGAGAGAGAGAGAGAGAGAGAGAGAGAGAGAGAGAGAGAGAGAGAGAGAGAGAGAGAGAGAGAUGAGUAAAAAAAAUGUCUUAUUGUAUUCUAUUUCGUAUGUUUUCCUGUAAAUAAUGUGUGUGUGUGUGUGUGUGUGUGUGUGUGUGUGUGUGUGUGUGUGUGUGUGUGUUACGCUGUUAAAAGAGAUUAUAUUUAUUAUGGAGAGAAUUUUAUAUCCCUGGAAAUACUUUAUAAUUCUUAAGUUUACUCGUUAAAUAAAUACCCAAUACAAGGUUUCCACCCCCACACACAGUAUUCACAACUAACAACAACAACACUCAUUUCUAUUUUAUUUAUCUUGUAAUGAAAAUAAAAAAUGCCGAAUGUA